This is a messenger RNA of Varroa destructor (honeybee mite), 6052 nucleotides long. RefSeq lists its product as uncharacterized. Gene Ontology annotation, molecular function: transcription coregulator activity; DNA binding. Gene Ontology annotation, biological process: positive regulation of DNA-templated transcription. Lineage: Eukaryota; Metazoa; Arthropoda; Arachnida; Mesostigmata; Varroidae. Gene Ontology annotation, cellular component: nucleus. The record is from RefSeq and is a predicted model, not a curated record.
GCCCUAAUAUUCCUGCGGAUACUGCUAUUGCCUCUAGUGGCGGAGUGCUGUUAAAAGCAAAUGGCAGAUGGGUUGUUCUGCAGCCUCUCACAGUCAUUUACUGCUGUCUCUCUGUAGCUGUGCUUAGGGCAGCCGUUCCUAAGUCAGAGCGGGAGCGCUGCUACGGGGGUCCUGGCUUUUUGUUGGUGACGGUCGUUGCCAUGCGUCCCAGGGGCUAGUCGAUUAGUGGACCUGUCGAUAUAUCCUGGCGAUGAUAGUCGGUUCUCUGUGAUACCUAUGGUGCUCAAUGUUAUUCUUCGAAGUGGCCAGACGAGUUCUGCACCGAGUACGCGAUCUAAAGGAUAGUGUCCGUUGUCCAGUAUCCUUUAAGCUUGCUGCUGCUGCUGCUGCUAGAUAUGUGUGAUUAUGCCCUGUGUAGAUUUGUCAGUAAUGAUUGGAAACGAUUGUCGGUCAGUGGUGGUUUUAGUAGACAGUUACUAUAGGCGUACUACCGUGUCGCAACUGGAGGCUGCAGCCGUCACCAUAAGCUAGACAGCGCUACCCCAGUGCUAAUCGCAGCGCCGGCAGCGAUUCUUCCCAAAGCAGGCACAUAGACGACAACGACGACGACACGGUCGCUUGUGUCACUGCCGCCGUAUGGUAAAGGAGAGUGCCUGCCCUUCCGUGUCGUGUCGGCUUCGAGGAGGGCUAGCGACACUGACUGUACCCUACCCUAUAUCUACGACUAGACGAAGCAGCUCAGGUGUAGCUUUACUGGUAACAGAACGUACGGAAGGAGUCCGCUAAACAAUAGUAGUGGUUGGCUAUCUGACACCACGGUCAGAAUACCGUGUUUUUUGAAUUUCAGAUAGCUAAUACGCAGAGUAGUAGCAACAAGUCCAGCGCGAAGAUUACGUCCGUCUACGGGAAGAGAAUACGUUUUCAAAGUUUACCUGAGAUGUUCAAGAACCGAAGCGAGAAGCUGUGACAAGAAGAGCUGCGAACAAGCGGCAGUCUUGUGCUACGCUAAAGCAGGCAGCAGCAUCUCAUCACUUCACGGUUUAUCUGGGCUCAUCACUUUGUGGGGAUCGUCCGUGACAGUUGAGUUGCUAUACAGCAUCGCUUUAGCGGCUUUCGUAUUGAUCUGGCGUUGUCCGAAGUAUUCAGGUGAAUCCGAGUUGUACUUCGGUGUAUGAAGGGUGGUUCCAUGGUGGUUUCAUUUUGCGGGCUUUUAGUGUGUGAAUCGUGCCUAGUGCCUGGUGCUUGGUAUCGUUUGAGUUUAUGAAAGGCUGUGAAAUAAGAGCUGAAAUAGGGACGUACGAAGAAAAAAGUCGAUAGGGAAAACCAAGAUAUCAAUCAACUCGUAUCAAUAUAACGCGUACGUACGGGGCAACGAAGAACGCGAAACGUUGCUCGCAACAAAUUCAAGGAGUCGCCGUUAAACUUCAAAUUUCAGAAAGAGCAGAAUUUUGAUCCAGCGAAAACGCUGCUCGCUCGAAAUUCGAUUAGAGUCAGUCGCGGACGAGAUGGCCGUCACACGUCUGGCCUGAUGAGCGAGCCCAAGAGGAGUCCCCAGAGUAGUGGCGGAGGCAGUGGCAGUGGCGGCGGAGGCGCUAGCGGAGGUUUGGCGGGAGGUCUCGGCGGGGAUUUGAAGGAUCACAACAACGUAAACAACCCCAACGGUAGUAGUACAUCUCUGAACAAUAACAACAGCAGUAAUAACUACCAGCAUAAUAACAUAAGCAGCGGUAGUGGCAACCACAGCAGCAAAAGCAACGCCAAUUUUCAUACGAAUAACGGCAGCAGCAGCUGCAACUUUAGGAACGUCGACAGUUCGCUCAGUAGCGGAGGGACGAACAGCGAAGCUAACAGCAACAACAACAGCGCUAGUAACAGCAGCGGAAGCAAUAGUCACGUGAACUGUCAAUUCAAUUCAUCAAGUUCGAACAGUGUCACUGGGGGUGCGUCAAGCACCGGCUCCCGUUCUGGGGCGGCCGGGGCUACCUUUUCGGCUGCCGUUAACGGUAAGGAUAGUUUAGUAAACAGCGGGCGAGAAAACAGUACUAGCCCUACAAAAGACUCACAGGGUUCGUGGGGUAGCGUGGGCAGCGGAGGUCCUCGGGAGAAGGCUCACUCGUCUGGAGGUGGCGGGGGCAGUAAAGGCGCUAAAAGAAGACAGCAUCACGACAAGGAACGAACAUCGCGACAGCAACAGUACCGAAGCGAAGACUCACAGCAACAUAGUGAGAGCAAGAGCCGCGAUCGGGACGGAACUACAGAGGGAGGAGCUGGUCACCACCGAGAUCGCGACCGAGACGGGAGCACGAGUAGUGGCAGUCAUCAGAGGAGCAAAAUGUUCAUCGAGGAUUUCUGGGAUUGCUCCAUUUGCACCUACAGGAAUAAGGCGGAGGCGUUCAAGUGCGGCAUGUGUGACGCUCGUAAAGGCACGUCAACACGAAAGCCGCGGAUCAACCCUGCUCAGCUCGUAGUGGCACAACAGGUCGCCCAGGUUGCACAGGCGCAACAGCAACAGCCACGAGCAAAGCGAAGACGGGAACCAGGUGCCCAGGGCAAAAAGCUGAAAAAUAUCGAUCGAAACUCGGAUAUUCAAACCGCAAUUACUGUCAAUGGAAUUACGGUCGUAAUAACAGAAUUUAAACCGAAGACAUCCUCUCGAAAACGGACGGUAAGCGAAAAUUCAGGUGGCAGCAGUGAUGGGGGCGGCACAACGGCACAACAAUCAGACGACGAAUUUGAAGCGACACCAAGAGACAACCAUGCUACAACAGCGAUAGCAUCCAAAGCGUCACCCUAGAGGGACUUGAACAGAUACGGCUAAACGAUAGGAAUACAGAAACUAACCUCUACAAAGGCUCGAUGUUUCAAGGACACGAUAUAUGAAGACUUCUAGAGGCGGGGCAAGACAGUUCUAUCUGAUGUAUCGGGUAACGAUUCAAUAUUGAUUCAGGCGCGAUUCUGGAGUUUGACACGAAAGGUUCCCGACUAGAAAAUUCUCCAGGGCUCAAGAAAAGGUCGCCGCGGCCUAAACAUUUCUGUAUUCGUUUAUGCCACCUGUGCAUUAAUAUCAUUCUUCUACUCCAGUUGGCCGAUAAAGCUUAAAAAAUACAGGCCGAUCGUUAAAAAUCGCAGUACUUUUCUAAUGCCCUAAGUAAAAAUUAUCUGACAGUAGGCACUUGCAGGAAUCAACUGAAGGUAAAACAAAAAAACAAUCUCCCGGUGAUUCUUCAGCGUUAAGCGACAAUUGCACGAUUUCGUUAGUUGCACCAUAACUAUCAGUUAUCAUUCUGCUACCCGAUUCUCUUCCUCAUUACGCUUAUAUAUGCAUUUUGUCGGUGAGACAUUUUAAAUUGAGCAACAUCCACUCCACAUAAAAUACUUAUGGUCUGUUCCCAGGUUUUCCAUUUUUCUUUUUUACUUGUUUUGCCCAGUGGGUGCCUAAUAAAUGGAGGUCAUUCAUAAUGAUUCGCCUACUGCCAAUAUGCCGUCUCAAGUAUACUGUAAUAUCGGGAAGAGAAUAAUUAUUAUAAUAAUGAUUUAUGGUUGAUGAGAGCCAUAGCUCCUCCUGUGCUAUUGUUUUCGGCGGUGACAAUUGCAAGGCAAGUUAGUUGAAUGAUGGAGACGGGUAAACAAAGCCAAGUUUACAAGUCAAUUGUAAUAAAUGUAUUCAAUCAAUUCAAUAGUAAUGAUGAUAUAUAGUAUUUUAUUAAUGAUGAUGACGAUUCGCGACGUGUGAAAUGUAUAUGAGGGACCGCAUUAAAUUGUGAAGCCGGUUAGCUAAACAAAGACCUACGAUAAGCAAGUUCUCUUGGGGGGUGAUACAGAAGAGGCUGGAUACCUAGGCGAAACGUGUCAUUUGCGUGGAUUAACGUGCGAAAACGGUGGCAAAGUGCAACAUGUUCGUAAUGUAGCUACGGUCUGUAACUAUGUUAUAGCCGAGCAAGUUAGAACGACUAUAUUUAGAAGCUAGGAAGUGGCUGUUUUGAGUUUAAGCCCGCAAAAUUCACGACAAUUACAUCCCCGACAAACACCAAGCGUAAAUAUAAGAAUAUAACAAAAACAACGUUAAAGCUAGCAGUAUCUAUUUAAAAUACAGACAAUUUUGGCUAUAUUAAACAUCCGCAAGUAGAAGACCUAGGUGUAUCCUUAGACUGGAUAACGCGAAACAGGAUAAGGGCAACUAAACAACAUCAACAAAAUCUAACAGCUCAUAAGUAGGAGUACUAAAUAUGAACCCAUCACUGCCAAUCAACUAUAUUGAUAACAGUCUAAAUAAUUAUACUUACACAAACAAACAACAUAUAUAUAUAUAUAUAUAUAUAUAUAUAUAUAGAAAUUAACUUUUCACCGACCUCCGGGAGAAUGCUGAACGCGUUUUUCCUACAUGCUGAGGGCCGCCUACGGAGGCAAGCUUCAGUGGAUCAUGGUAACACACGUUGCCAAUUGGCGCAGAUAAACGAAAGAAAAUUUUCUUUUUCUGCGUUCUUGAAAGUGUUGUAAGUGAGUAUAUAUGUUUGGUGGUUCUCAAAGAUCCAUACGAGAGGAGUAGGUUAUUCUUGAAAGAUAUCUUGGAGAAAAGUUCGGGACAGGUGUGUCGUUAGUAUUCUAACGGAUCUGCUCCAGGGGUUUAUUAAUAAACCCACAUAUGUAGCUAGUAAUUAUCAAGGAAUAACACGAUUUAAAACCUGAUAAUAUUAGUAUUAUUAUGAUGAUUUCGGGGGGUUAAGGUAGAAAACACUGCCCGAUGAUGUACGAGGAGUGAACGGGUAUGGUUGACGAAGACCCAUGUGGACAAUAUCGGCCUGCGAACAGCGCUGCUGGCAUAAAGCAAAAUGUUAUUCAUAGCUACAGAAAGGUUAUUAAUGGUUGUCUAAUUAUAUCUGCCAACUGUCGAUUUGUCUGUAAGUAGCUUGAUCCGUGUGUGUGCGCUUGGAUUUGAGUGGAACGGCUGACUGGGUGUCUGUAGGUGGUAACCCGUGGUAAUUUGUCAGGUUAGACUAUCGAAUGAUUAUAAAUCAUAUUAAUGAUACAAUACGAUAUGAAUUUUGGUAACGUUGAUGACGAUAGUAAGAGUAGUAACAAGAGUGACAGUGACUAUGAUUAAACGUAAUGGUAAAAUGGCUGCCGAUAUCGAUAUGGUGGUAUCAGCUGCAGUUCUACAAUAGUUCUCAUUUGGACCCGUAGUGAUGCAGCUGUGUAUGAGCAGAAUACCUCUAAAAGUAUUGCUACUGAAAAUCGGCCUUAGUUCCGCUCCAUACGAAAUGAUGUAACAAUGGAAUAAUAUAAGAUGUAAUAUUCAUCUCUAUUUUUCUAUUGCGAAGAGUUACUCAGCCAAAACGUUUAUUCAAACACAAGCAUCGAUGAAAAUUGUAAACAAAUUUAAAUUUCUUCUUAAUGGCAUCCACUGAAAAUUACCGAAAAAUACAGCUGUUUAGUGCAUAAAAUAUUCUCAUAGAAUCAUCAGCACAACGUAGUAAGUUGUAUCAUUUAAGAAUAAGAAAAAGAAAAGCAAGAAAAUUAAUACACAAGUAUUAGUAAAUAAAAAUAACACAAGUAUUAGUAAUAACAGCUAUAUACAAACGAUACAAGUAGUGUGAUAUCUCUUUUUCGUAAUGAUGGUAUUUCAAUAAUGAGGAAAAAUAGACAUUAUAGCAAGUACCUUAUUCGAAGCUCCGGCAUGGGUCUAGAAUGAGCAAACUUAAUUCCGGUGGUUCGGCUCAUGGUGAAGCAUUCAGCUGCUGAAUGUUUUACACCGUCCCGAAUUCUAAUUUGAAUCACUUCCUUUUCGUCUUUCUACCUCACAAGUUUGUCAUCCACACAGACACAAAGGCCAUUUCCACAUGGUAUUAUUUAUUAGAAUGCCCUUUUGUCGACGCCUAUGAGUAAGGACGUCCAUCCUUGUGAAGGUUCCUACGAAAAUGGGGUAGAAAUGAAGCAUACAAAUAGUCCGGUUUCCAAACAAAGAAAUCGGGCUCGUAACAUCGCAUAGAUAAGGAGGUGAAGGAAAAAAAAAGUAGUUUGUCCAAAACAAAAAUAAAACUGAUGUUUCGCCUUA